AUGUCCGCUCGUCUUUUCAGCUCUCGAAGCUUCCAAAGCGUCGCUCCUCGGGGCGCACGCUUCGCAUCCAACCUUCCCAUCCCUCCAAAGGUGGCCACUCCCAACAUGGUCUCCUCCGGCGGCAGUUCCAAACGUAUGGAUACCGUGGUAGACUUUUACAAGAGCUUGCCCAAGGGCGAAUCUACGCACAAAACUGGAGGUAUCAAGGGAGCCUUUUUUGCGGGAAAGAAUGCUAGUGGGAAACCGAUCGUCGCUUGGAUCGGUGCGAUGAUUUUGCUCGGUUACACCAUCUCGUACCAAACCCACCUCAAGCACCACAAGAACUCUGACCACUAA
Ceraceosorus guamensis is the source of this 336-nucleotide messenger RNA. RefSeq names its product hydrogen-transporting ATP synthase. Gene Ontology annotation, biological process: proton motive force-driven ATP synthesis. NCBI's taxonomy places the organism in Eukaryota, Fungi, Basidiomycota, Exobasidiomycetes, Ceraceosorales, Ceraceosoraceae. The coding region runs from base 1 to 336 and encodes 111 amino acids. The record is from RefSeq and is a predicted model, not a curated record. The transcript has 2 exons.